AUACUGGUUGGUUGACCUUGUUGCAGUUAAUCAUGAUGGACAUAAAAACUCCGAAAACUGCAAGAGGCAAAAGGGAGGUUGAGAAACGUGCCCCAAAACUCGAGGAAAAUGGAAAGAAGACUCUUAUUCUACAUGGAACGAAAACGAGCAAUGUUAUUAAUGCAUUGUUGACUGAUAUUUAUCAUCUUAAGAAGGGUAAUGCAAUCAAGUACUCGAGAAGGAAUGAUAAUAUCAGACCAUUUGAGAUUGGUGGUGAAACUUCUUUGGCAUUUUUCUCUCUGAAAACUGACUGCAGCCUUAUUGUGUUUGGUUCUCAUUCUAAGAAGCGACCGAACAAUCUCAUCAUAGGACGUACAUAUGAUCACCAAAUAUACAAUCUAGUUGAAGUUGGGGUGGAAAAUUUCAAAAGCAUGGAGUCGUUCUCGUACGAUAGGAAAAUAGCUCCCAAAACAGGUUCCAAACCGUUCUUUGCUUUUAUCGGAGAAGGAUUUGAGAAUGUCGAAGAAUUGAAACAUUUGAAGGAGGUUUUGCUUGAUCUUUUCCGAGGCGAGGUUGUGUCAAACUUAAAUCUUGCUGGAUUAGAUCGCGUUUACGUAUGCACUGCUGUAUCUCCAAACAAAGUAUUCAUGUCUCAUUGUGCAAUUCGGUUAAAAAAAUCGGGCAGCAUAGUCCCGAGGAUGGAACUUGUGGAAGUUGGGCCUUCAAUGGAUUUUGUGAUGAGAAGAAACCGAUUUCCUGAUGAAGGUUUAAGGAAAGAAUCUAUGAAGAAACCUUCUGAAGUAAACAAGAAGAGAAAGGUGAAAAAUGUGACCGGGGAUGCUAUUCAAGGGAAGUUUGGGAAGAUUUAUAUUCCGGAUCAAAAGGUUGGAGAGAAGACUUUACCUUAUAAAGCAAAGGGAAUGAAACGGGAGCGAAGAGAAGGUAAAACGAAGGAAGAGUUGAAGAAUAAGAAGCUUAAACUUGCCUCCUACUGACUAAACCGAUAAAUUUUGAGGAUUUUUCUUGAACUAUAAUUAUUUCUUAGUUAGGUUAUAAGAAUAGGCAGGUAGGUCUAAGAUAGUAUAUGACAUAUACACUUGA
Molecule: messenger RNA, 1080 nt
Organism: Impatiens glandulifera
Lineage: Eukaryota; Viridiplantae; Streptophyta; Magnoliopsida; Ericales; Balsaminaceae
Product: ribosome production factor 2 homolog
Exons: 6
Coding region: 33-974 (313 amino acids)
Biological process (GO): ribosomal large subunit assembly; maturation of LSU-rRNA from tricistronic rRNA transcript (SSU-rRNA, 5.8S rRNA, LSU-rRNA)
Cellular component (GO): nucleolus
Molecular function (GO): rRNA binding
Source: RefSeq, a predicted model, not a curated record